AUGGUGGCAGCAGUGGCACAGACCCAAGUUGCAGUAGACGGUGCGGGGGCACGUCCGCUGGAUAUCAAAGAAAAUGAGGGAAUUGUAUCGUCUGCAGGUAUUUCUUCUUUUCUUGAGAGCAAGACCCAGGCGUACGAGAUGCUGAUAAGCGAAAAGGCGCAAAACUUGCGCCGGCUCGAAGCACAGCGCAACACGCUGAACGCGCGUGUGCGCUUGAUUCGCGAAGAGCUGCAGCUUCUUCAGGAGCCUGGGUCGUAUGUCGGUGAGGUUGUCAAGGUCAUGGGAAAGAAGAAGGUUCUUGUGAAAAUUCAACCGGAAGGUAAAUACGUGGUUGACGUAGCCCCCGACAUUGACGUGAGCGAGCUCAAACCGUCGCUCCGUGUCGCGCUUCGCUCUGACUCUUAUGCACUGCACAAGAUUCUCCCGAACAAGAUUGACCCGCUGGUAUCGCUGAUGAUGGUCGAAAAAGUGCCGGAUAGCACGUACGAGAUGGUCGGCGGUCUCGACCGCCAGAUUAAGGAAAUUAAGGAGGUGAUUGAGCUUCCUGUAAAGCACCCCGAGCUGUUUGAGAGCUUGGGCAUUGCACAGCCCAAAGGUGUGCUGCUGUAUGGGCCUCCUGGUACCGGAAAAACUCUGCUUGCGCGUGCCGUUGCUCAUCACACGGACUGCAAAUUUAUCCGUGUGAGUGGUAGCGAGCUGGUGCAAAAGUACAUUGGUGAAGGCAGUCGUAUGGUACGUGAGCUCUUUGUCAUGGCGCGUGAACACGCGCCGUCCAUCAUUUUUAUGGAUGAAAUCGACAGCAUCGGCUCGAGCCGUGGCGACAGCGGCGGCGGUGGUGGCGACUCGGAGGUACAGCGUACCAUGCUUGAGCUGCUGAACCAAUUGGAUGGAUUUGAGGGGACACAGAAUAUUAAGGUCAUCAUGGCUACAAACCGUAUCGAUAUUUUGGACAGCGCACUACUUCGGCCAGGACGUAUUGACCGCAAGAUUGAGUUCCCGCCGCCCGGUCCAGAAGCGCGCGUAUCAAUUCUUCGCAUCCAUUCGCGCAAGAUGUCGCUUCAGCGCGGGAUCAAUCUUCGCGUACUCGCGGAAAAAAUGGGACAAGUUUCUGGCGCAGAAGUGCGCGGUAUUUGCACUGAGGCCGGUAUGUAUGCACUCCGUGAGCGACGGCAACAUGUGUCGCAAGAAGACUUUGAGCUUGCCGUGGCCAAAGUACUCAAGCGCCAGACGGAUGGCUCUAUGAGUGUGAACAAGCUGUUCACGUAA
Molecule: messenger RNA, 1266 nt
Organism: Malassezia vespertilionis
Lineage: Eukaryota; Fungi; Basidiomycota; Malasseziomycetes; Malasseziales; Malasseziaceae
Gene: RPT6
Product: 26S proteasome regulatory subunit 8
Exons: 1
Coding region: 1-1266 (421 amino acids)
Biological process (GO): proteasome-mediated ubiquitin-dependent protein catabolic process
Cellular component (GO): proteasome regulatory particle, base subcomplex
Molecular function (GO): proteasome-activating activity; ATP binding; ATP hydrolysis activity
Source: RefSeq, a predicted model, not a curated record